Molecule: messenger RNA, 1179 nt
Organism: Nelumbo nucifera (sacred lotus)
Lineage: Eukaryota; Viridiplantae; Streptophyta; Magnoliopsida; Proteales; Nelumbonaceae
Product: F-box protein At2g26160-like
Molecular function (GO): protein binding
Source: RefSeq, a predicted model, not a curated record
AUGGCUAACUGGGCAGAUCUCCCAAAAGAUCUACUAGCUUCCAUUGCCAGACGUCUCAGUGACAUCGAAGAUUUUAUUAGGUUUCGCUGGGUGUGCUGCGCAUGGCGGUCUGUUGCAAUGAAGGAGAAAUACUUGCAGCUCCCCUGUUUGGUACUAUCAGGGAAGAAGGAAAGCACAGAUACCCUUUGCUUGUUCAGCCUUCCCAAGGGAAAGCGCUAUGAAUUCAAACUCCCCAAUGCUUCUAAGUGUCGAUUCUUUGGAUCUGUUCACGGUUGGCUAUUAGUCAAUGGCGUUAAGACUGAGGAAGUCCACUUGUUAAAUCCCCUCACAGGAGUUCGAAUCCGACUUCCCAACAUUAUAGACAAAGACUUCAACACCAAGGAACGCGGCUACUGGAUAAAGAAAGCAACCCUAUUCAAGACUCCUCCUGGUUGUUCUGAUAAUGAGGAGGACAUCGUAGUUACCAUGAUUUUCUACAAGACAAACGCAAGAAGAUGGCCGCCGGAUGGCUCUGCAAUCAUAGAGUGGAUUUCCAUAGAUGCUUUUGGGAGGACGAAGAGUUUGGUUCCUACAGGACCUCCUGGAGACAAAGUGUGGACCUCCAUUGAAGCCCCACGUAAGCGUUGGUACGAAGAUAUCAGAUAUUUCAAGGGGCAGCUCUACGCCCUCACCAGGACCGGAGAACUCGACCUCUGUGACACAACAAAAAACGUUGAGUUUGCUCCCGAACCAGUUCAGAAACAAGGCAGCUCUUUUGUUGAACCUGUAGCUGAGAAGUACUCAAGAUAUGAUAGUAUUUUGGUGAGGAGGUACCUGGUAGAAUCUUUAGGAGAGCUGUUGAUGGUCAUGCAUUUUCGAGCUUAUAAUCCAUUUUGUCAGAAGAUAUCAAAGUUUGAAGUGUACAGAAUGGAUUUUGGGACUAGGAGGUGGGUGGAAAUAGAAGGCUUGAGUGACCGAAUUCUGUUAAUGGGUGAUGAUUAUUGUGUGUCUCUGUGGCCGUCGGACUUGCCUUCUGCAAAUUUCCGAGGCAAUUGCAUCUAUAUCAUUGAUAAACACCAGAAAAGGGAUACGAAUAAUGAAAUAAGUAUCUACGAUAUGGCCAAUGGGAAGUUGCAAUCUCGAAAGGAUCCACAAUCAGUUCUUUUGAACAGCAUCACUUGGCUUAUGCCAGACCUCUAA